Messenger RNA from Cyphellophora attinorum, 1881 nucleotides. RefSeq names its product N-acetylglucosaminyl-phosphatidylinositol biosynthetic protein gpi1. Gene Ontology annotation, biological process: GPI anchor biosynthetic process. Gene Ontology annotation, cellular component: membrane; endoplasmic reticulum. The transcript has a single exon. The record is from RefSeq and is a predicted model, not a curated record. Lineage: Eukaryota; Fungi; Ascomycota; Eurotiomycetes; Chaetothyriales; Cyphellophoraceae. Bases 1 to 1881 code for a protein of 626 amino acids.
AUGUUUGAUCCGCCAGAUCCAAGCAAGAUGCAAUACGUGUCACAGCAAGCCAUGUCACUCUCGCUUGACGACAAUGCGAGGUCAAGGACAUCCAUUCCGCCCGAGCAGCGUGACGAGAUAGAAGAAGAGGAAGAACGUGAAAGAAAGCGCAAAGCUCAGCUGGUUUCGAAAUUGAAAUUUCACACAGUUGUCAGGCAUCAGCCUACACGCUUGGAGAGAGCGCUCCCUACCGUCCUGCGGCAGAUCAACUCUGUCAAAGAAGUAGCUGAGCUCGUUCACAAGAACUCACCAUUGGUUGGGCCACGACGGAAGCGUAGCAUGUCUGUCAGCGACAUGGUCGUCGAAUCAGCACAGUCACUGUACACAUUCGCAGCCUGGUCGCUGUGGACGCUCUUCAUGACUUCAGUCUACCCAACCCUCUUGUCAUGCUUCAAAGUCGCUAUUGUGGCUCAUCGGGCUGUCGCUGAGGGGCUUCUUCAGAUUCUCGAAUGGCAUCUUCCUAUUCAGUCGAUUCAUCUGCCAGACGGACCGGUGCACAGUGACGGACCAGUUGCUCUCAAGGAUAUUUCAGCAUGUUGUCAGCAAGUUCAUUUACGACUAGAACAGUUCUCUUAUUAUCCUUCGCAAUAUGCGAGACUGCGCAAGCGUAGCCAUUCGUCCGGUUCGGUCUCGGACAACAACAGCGACUAUAUCAGGUUCUACAACUCCUUGUGGCUUGUUGCGAACGAUGUCAUUAUUGGUAUUGCGAUUGGCAGCUUCAUCAACGACAACGCAACGCAAGUCUCGCGCUUCCUCGCAACCAUUGUGAACGAAUACACCAUUGAAGGGCUCAAACGUAUGAUUCGUUGGCUCAUGGACAAUCCUGGUGGCUUGAAGCUCAACACUGAGCUGGCAGCAUUCUUGGGCGAUCUCUUCCUCUGGGUUAUCGAAUAUUGGUCCGGCACGUUGAUCUAUUUUGUGGUUCCGCACUUACCGACGAUGGUCUACUUCAUCAGCGUAUCCUCCUUCGCCGGCGCCUCAAUGCCGAUCGCAAUUCUGUCGGAUCUGAUCAGCCUAUUGACGAUCCACAUCUACAGCUUCUACAUUGCAAGUGCCAGAAUCUUCAACUGGCAGCUCACCAUCAUCGUCAGCUUGUUCCAUCUUUUCAGAGGGAAGAAGCGAAACGUACUUCGCAAUCGUAUCGACAAUUGCGACUAUGAUCUGGAUCAACUCCUCCUCGGAACGAUCCUAUUCACACUACUGUUCUUCCUGCUGCCAACAGUCAUCGUUUUCUACAUCACUUUCGCUUUCGCGCGAAUGAGUAUCAUCACAGUCAAGGCGUCACUCGAUUCCUGCCUGGCUUGUCUGAACCACUUUCCACUCUUCGCGAUCAUGCUACGCGUCAAGGACAGCAAGCGCCUGCCAGGAGGUAUACAUCUCCGGCUGAUUCCAGUGGCUAAGGAAGACGUACUUCAACAACCAGCUCCAUCGCCUAAUAAACAGAUCGAGGACGACGACGAGUCACCAACCAGCACAGACUUUGAACGGCUGUUGCUACCGAACGUGUCAUACAUCGGAUUGUCUUCGCAUCCUCUCUCCCUGCGGCAGAUUUUUGAGGAGUAUUUUCAGCUAGGCAGUCGGAUCCGGAAACACUACUUGUCAGCAAAUGUUGUAUUCAGGCUUCUCACCGGUCGCUUUGUGCCGCCACUUGGUCGCGAUGAGAUGUACGGACUACAGUAUAGUGUACUCCCUAGGCACAGGAUCGGUGUUGCUGAAAUGUGGAAGAUCUUGAAUGAGGCUCAGGAUAAGACCUCCGGGGAACCACCCUGGAGAGUCGAUGGUAGGGCGUCUGGCCAGCAUCAAAAUGGCAGUGUCCGCUCGAAGUCAAGGCACCGGCGAUAG